Drosophila persimilis is the source of this 3628-nucleotide messenger RNA. RefSeq lists its product as uncharacterized. NCBI's taxonomy places the organism in Eukaryota, Metazoa, Arthropoda, Insecta, Diptera, Drosophilidae. Bases 55 to 3531 code for a protein of 1158 amino acids. The record is from RefSeq and is a predicted model, not a curated record. The transcript has 3 exons.
CGCAGGCAAAAUUGUUUUGUUAUUGUUAAAACUGUGAGAAAAUAGUCAAACGGGAUGAAUAAAGGCAAUAGGAGCCCUAGAAAUAGCAGCCAAAUGGACCAAAACUCGUUGGGCAUAUUGAGCAUGGAGAAUCUGAAAGUGUUUGGUGACUUGUCCAGCUUCAGCAAGAGCGGGAACGGAAGCGGCAUGGGUCUCAGGGAGGCCUCCAAUGUGCACGAACGUCUGCGGGCAGAGCGCCUGCGAGCCAUGGAGACACUAGAAAAGUCGCGCCCGCGCUCCAGUCAGGCAAAGCCAUCAAUAAGGGGCCGGCAGAGCGUCCCGACCAACAACAGCACAAACAUCUCGGAGCUGGUCACCGAUGAAACAAUCGAUCUAAACAGCAGUGGCUCAUUUGCCGCUCCCACGCCAGCCCAGAAGCGCGCAAACAUUUCCUUCGAGCCAGCCGAGAUCACCGGCCGCUCGACGCUGUGCCGCAGCGACAAGAGCAGAAAAGGGGUUUCGGUGGCCGACAUAAUAAAAACAUCGUUUGUGGAAAAGGCCCGUCAGCUAGAGAAGAAGCUGCACAAUGCUAGCCAGGCGAAUCCAGGCUCCACUUCGAAUGUGAGCAGUCUGACGGAGUCUUCCUGCAACUGCUCGCACAGCCUGCCGCGUACCGCUGACUUGAGCAACUUAAGUCUGAACGGCGGCGGAGGCUUCUCCUUCGGCUCGGCAUCUGCGGCAGCUAACCAAGACAUGGAUGAGAGCUUUGCACCAGCCGAGCUGAUGCAGUCCAAAUUGGUUCUGGGCGAGAUAUCCUGGGCCCAGGAGUUCACUGCCAUGCCCACGGCAACGCUGAGUAACCAGGCAAUGCAGAAGAUUGCAGCCCCACCACCCUCGUCCGACAUAGAGACAUCCGUUUCAAACUCUGUUUUGGCUGGGGAUCCGGACUUCUCCUUGGGCCACUAUUUCCAGACACGCUCGGAGAAUAUCUGGAACAUUGUGAGCAACAAGCGUCCCGACAGACUGUCCCGUUCAGGUCAGGCCGUGCUCGAAGACAUCCCCCAAACUCCCGGCUCUGUCGGAGCAAAGACUCCGCAGCCCGAUAACAAAACCUACACCAAGACAGAGGCCAAUUUUGGGUCGAAAUUAGGCCAAAAUCUCAUGAAGAAAAUGCAAAAUGCGAAAAAAAAAUUUCAGAGUGCCGUACUGUCAGAAAGCGGUACUGAACCCGCGCGGCCUCCCUCAAACUCAGAGAUAUUAAGUCUCUCGGCUAUAGACAAGGCUUUGAGAGAUCUGGACUUUAACUCGGACACCUCCACUGUAGAGGUGGUCGACAGAUUGCGGAAGCAUGGCCGUGGUCAGGGUCGGGGUCAGCUGUACGCAGAUGAGGAUAAGGAAAACGACAGCUUCAAUGCGGAGCGAACACUGUGUGAAUCGCACAAGCAUGCGGAGACCAUGAGCUUCACAGACUCCAUUCUGAACUCCACCGAUUUUAAGCAUCUGCAGCAAAGUGUGUCGCGGAAACCCCUUAGUCCGCUGGCGGACAAACCCCAGAUCUUGAUUUCGCGUGCGGACAACGAUUCCAUUUCCAUAGAGGCCGAUGUAGAUGAAUGGCCGUCGACGCCAGUGAAGUCGCCUACAAGACGUGUGCGCCGCGUCAAGGCAUCCCCAUCUCCCCGAACUGCAAGUCCAGCGAGCAGCGACGGUGUGCGGCCGCUGCCGACCACAGACGAAGAUGGGGAUGAGGUGGAUGAGAACAAGACUCCGGUGAACAAAAAGACGCAUGCUCUCAAAGGGUCACUCCUCCCCCCCAAUACCAAUCCCAACGCCAACACGCUGAGCUCCACUCGUUUGGACGGCUGCGAUGCUGUCCCCUCGUCCACAGAAGGCGAGUUUGUUGUUUCGCCAAGUCUGGGCAAGAGUCCCUCCCUUUCGGCAUCGGCCAAUGCCCGUAAUCUUUCUCCGAUGUGCUCGCCCAGAAGCUGCCUGUCGUCGCCACUUUUGGACAGCACCACCAGCUCCGAGCGCCGACAACUGAUGCCCGGGGCAGCACUCCGCAAAGCCAACUCGUCGCCGGCAGGCAGCGAGGCCAGUUCCACAAGCGGAUUCACAAACCCUAGGCGAGGCGCUGGCACUAGUGCCAGUGGCAGUGCUCGCAGCAUCUCCCGCUGCUCAAACUCCAGCGAGUUCAGCCAUCGCGAUGGAAAGCUGCUGCCACUGAAAGUGACCCACACGAGCCUCUGCUGGGGUAGCACCAAGCUGAGAACGGACAUGAGAAAGUCCUUGCAGGUGAAGAAUACGGCCGAUAAGCGGCUCGUCGUACGCUUAGGCAUCCAGGGGCCCGGCUUUCAGCUGGUCGGCACCGACAGCAGCACCAUUACCCUCCAGGCCAUGGAGUGCCGAAGCAUUGUGAUUAAUUUCUGCCCCACCGUUUGUGGAGCGGCCAUUGGAGCAGUGUCCUUCUAUGCUCCGCUGGGCGCAAACAGCACCCAGCCCGGAAUGGAAAUCCCUUUGUAUGGCUACGGCGGAAAUGCAUCUAUUUCGAUUCAGGGCUUGCUCAAGGGCCCGGUGGGUGCCAGCUUCCUCACCAUCGGAGACGUCUGCGAGCUCUCCUCCGGUCCACUUACGGCCAGUUUUAAAUUUCUGAAUAAGGGACCGCUGACUGCCUUCGUGGGCAUCUCUGUGGACUCCACAGUGCUGAUGAAGCUGCGUCUGAGCGAAGCGUUCGAGGUGCGUCCCAGCAAGUUAAUUCUACCGCCCCAUACCGAGAGCACGGUGCAAGUUAUAUUCCGUCCGAAUCGCGAGGAUAUGAAGAACAUAUUGAAGAAGACCUCGCAGGUGGUGACGCUGGCCAACAUGCGGAUCUUCUGCGGUGACGAGCCUAACAGGCAGAGAAUGCGCCAUCUGGUACAUCGCAUGAGCGGUAGGCAGCGUGAGAAGCUGACCUCCGCAAUGCUGGACAGCAUAUGGAGUCCUUUUCCAGAUGAGCAACCUGUGAGGAACAUCAGCCAGCUGAAUGAGCCUCCCGAGUUCAUACUGGAUCUGGUCACUGUCGUGAAGAUCAUCGACGUAGCCUUGACACUGAAUCGUGAUUUUGAUGAGUCUGCCGAGACCUCGCUCUUGUUCCUACCAGAGGCCGAGGAAACUGUCUUGUUCCGCACGAUCUGUGCCGCCAACUCUCCCACUCCAACACAAAGCAAUAUGCUGGAGCCUGUCGAUGAGCUGCAUGAGGCUGAUACCACCACAAUGCUACCCGUGGAGAGAAACUGGUCCGUUCAGCCUGCUUCAAUUGAGUUGGGUGCUGGAACCAUCGCAAAACUAUCCAUAAAGAACUGCUUCCGCUCGGGGCAGCUCAUCGAAGUCCACUGCAAUGUAUCAGACUUUGUACAGAUCAGUCCCAGGGAAUGUUAUAUUGCACCUGAUGGUGGAGAAGUAGAGAUUAAAGUUCGCCUAUUGAGUUCCCCAAGACGUGAAGGGCGUGGGAAGGAGCCGCUUAUUAUUGUUUCUAUGGAGAACGAGCGCAUAAACGUGCCAGUUAGUAUUAAGCUUUAAAUUCAUUUGUGUAUCUUUUAAUUCCGUUUGCCUUUUAUGUUCAAUGUUUAAUGUUAACUUUUUUAAAUAAAUUCCUAUUUUUUGAAUAAAACCUGAA